Molecule: messenger RNA, 2640 nt
Organism: Cryptomeria japonica (Japanese cedar)
Lineage: Eukaryota; Viridiplantae; Streptophyta; Pinopsida; Cupressales; Cupressaceae
Exons: 5
Coding region: 220-2640 (806 amino acids)
Biological process (GO): meiotic spindle assembly checkpoint signaling; peptidyl-serine phosphorylation; protein localization to kinetochore
Cellular component (GO): kinetochore; nucleus; spindle
Molecular function (GO): ATP binding; protein serine/threonine/tyrosine kinase activity; protein serine/threonine kinase activity
Source: RefSeq, a predicted model, not a curated record
AGUAAUAGGUAGAACGCUAAACUUGCAAAUAAGUAAUAAUUCAAAUAAAGUUUUCCCUCCUUACAGAAGAGAUGGUUGCAGGCAAAGAAGGGUUAGAUUCAUAUUCCUUUACCUAUGAAUUUUGUUCAAAAUAAAUGAAAUCAAAGUUCAAUGUGGAAAGAGGUAUGGAUUUGGCAUCAGCAAUGCGUUGGGGAGUAAUUUUCUCAGAGUGCGGUUGCAAUGGAAAGGCCUCGUAACCUUUCUUGUGACCCACCGUAUAAAUCUGAUACACAAAACAAGCAGCCAUUUACAGCGUUGGCUUCCUCAGAAGGCAAUAAUGAAGCAUGUGUAAAAGAUAUCGCACAGAGGUCCUUAAGAUUCCGUUACCCACUUGUAAGCCAAAAGCGACUCAGAACCUUAGGUCCUGCUAGGCGUGUUCUUGUAACCAACACUGAAAGAGAUAACACUUUACCAAAAAUCAGCGAGGAAGAAAACAGUGUCUCCCCAGAUCAGCCAGCUUCUUGUGAAAAGGACUUGGUUGAAGCUAGCACAGAGUGUCCUACAGCUGCUGACAAUUCUUCUCAACAGAUAGAGAGGGAAGUAUCCAGGCUAGGCCAAAGUAAUGCAUACGAAGGUAUAUCUGGAGGAAACCACGAACCUCAAGACCAUAGAAAGAGAAAAGCUGAUAUGGGAAGAAUAGGUGAAAUUGAUUCAGAGGGCAACUUAGAAAAGUCAAUUGCAGAGCACAAUAUUUCCGUGAAUAGUUACAAAUACAAUGCUUACAAUGAUGAAGCUAAUAUUUACUCUACAAAUAGAAAAGUUGAUGAAGCAUCAGGUUCAAAAUGCCAUUUGAAUCAACUAGAGAAGUUAUCCAAUGCGUCUGUUAGAUCCGACCACCCAAAACCAACGGUUCAAGAUGGGCCAAAAAAGGUACAUUUUGCAAACAUUGACUACUCAGAUAGGGGUGAUGGUGUGGUGUUUCCAAAUUCUUCAAUUAUGGACAUGAAAUAUAGGCAAGCACAUUCUGCAUUUGACAACCACCAGAUGCAUUUGAAGUCAAGUAGCUUGGUGCAACUUGCCAAAGAUGAUAGAAAUGCACCUAUAAUCUCUUCCAUCCAGGAUGACUCGAUUCAGAAAGUGGAUAGACUGCUUGAUUCCAUGUCAUCUACUGUUGUUUCUGUUGAUUCCAAGGCCUGUGAGGUGGCCACUGAUACUGGCGUGGAGAACUUGUCAUCUCAUUUGAAUUCACUUGCAUUGACAGAAAACCAGGAGAGCGGGAGUUUGAAUAACUUAGGGGAAUCAUUUGCAAAUCACCGACAAACUUUGAAGCUGACUGGUGUACUUAAUGUACCAAAAAACAAAUUUACUUCCAAUGAGGUACAGAUUACUAAAGCAAAUAUGACUGUUACAACAGCACCGACAGCAGUGGUGGAACAAAUCCUAAAGCCAAGAGAUAAUGCUUCUUCAGAAAUUGAGGUAAAUAAUUCAUCAAUUCUGUCUGCGCCUGCAUCUUUAUCAUGUAAUAUAUCGGCUUUUGGCAUCUCGAAUUCAACUUCAGUUCAUUGUACAUCUGUACUCUCAACAUUAUCAUCUGUUCCAAAUCUUGGUCCAUGUAAAGGUCUGGUUUCAGCUACAGAGAGAGGAGCAUUGGGAAGCUCAAGCAAAAUUUCAAAACAUUCAGAUCCUAAUGCUGGUGUAGAUGAUUCUGAAAGGCAUUUCAACCUUAACUUAUAUAACUCUUCGGCUUCAUCUGCAUCCGUUUUUCCAUGCACAUCUUCAUCAUUUGCAUGUCAGAGUGCUACGUCAAUUCAAUGCACCUCUGGACCAUUGACGUCAUCAUCUGUAGGGCAGGGACUCAAUAUGUCCAGAGAACAGAGCACAACUGCAAAACCAAAUAGUGGUAGAAGUUUAAGUGAAGAACCAAGCAAUGGAAUGUUUCAAGAGCCUCAAGUGGUAAUGAAAACAGCUGAGGAAAGAUUUCCUCAAGAGCCUCGUGUAACAUCCAAGGAAAACAAAGAGAAAAGUCGAGUGCCAGAAGUCGCAGGAUGUCUAAAUCAAUCAAUUCAACAAUCUUCCUCUGAAGUUAACUUGGAAAAAACUUCAGCUGUCAGCAACAGAGAAAUGGGCACUAGUCGAAAAAAAUAUUAUGAUUCAGAUGCAUUUUUCCGUGUCAAUAAUAGAUUUUAUCAGAAGCUAGGUAAGAUAGGCAGUGGAGGUAGCAGUGAGGUUCACAAAGUCAUAUCAUCUGACUGCACAAUUUAUGCCCUUAAAAAAAUCAAGUUAAAAGGCCGUGACUAUUCUACUGCAUAUGGUUUCUGUCAGGAGAUAGAUUAUCUUACUAGGCUGUGUGGAAAGAACUACAUAAUACAGCUCAUUGACUAUGAGGUAACUGACAAGAAUUUAUUCAGGGAUGUGGUUGGAGGAAAAUUGGGAAAUAAGGAAGCAAGGAUCAAUGAAGAUGCUUAUAUUUACAUGGUACUUGAAUAUGGAGAAAUUGACCUGGCGCAGAUGCUUUUACAAAAAUGGAAGGAGAUGGAUGCUGUUAGAAAUCAAAUAGAUGAGAAUUGGUUGCGUUUCUAUUGGCAGGUUUGCUACCUUGCCAAUCUCCACUUCUGUGUGUAUGUAACUACAAGUUCCGUCUUUUCUAAACAAGUUUCUUAG